Aaosphaeria arxii CBS 175.79 is the source of this 1730-nucleotide messenger RNA. RefSeq lists its product as uncharacterized. Lineage: Eukaryota; Fungi; Ascomycota; Dothideomycetes; Pleosporales. The record is from RefSeq and is a predicted model, not a curated record. The coding region runs from base 272 to 1429 and encodes 385 amino acids. The transcript has a single exon.
CGACCAAGAAGAGGGGGUUGAGAAGGUGGAGAGACCACGCAAGGCUGUAUCUGAGGAUUUGGAGGGACGGUCGAGUAUAUCAUUCAACAAGAGAUAUCAAGCAGCUGGAAGAGACGUGGUCGUUGUUAAUUCGAGGGUCUGGGCCACGGUUGUUGUCUGGGUCAUCACUGUAUUGCUCAUAGCCUCUGGCAUAUCGCUCCUCGCGCUACUUUUCCAUUUCUACUGUACAACAAACGGCUUCAACUUCCAUUCUUGCUUUCGCUUCUACGACAUGACAUGUUCGUCGUUCUCAUUCGCGGGGUCUCGAGACCACGAAUCUCACUACCACGGGGAGUUUACGAAGUCCAUCUUCCUUCCCUACUACGCCCCCUUCAGCUCCAACUCCACGCCCAUGAUAACAGCCACCCUCCCAGGCGGCCGCCAGCACGGAAUCGCCAUCGACACAGGUUCAACUGGCCUUCUACUCGGCGCGCCACUACUCCCGGACAUCGACCCCUCCGCCGGCACGCCUGCACACUCGUACCUAAGCAGUAGUCGGAUUCUAUACACAGGCCGGCUGGUCGAGAUACCGAUCAAGUUCCACGGGCGUGCGGGAGCCACGGCUGUCGCCCGCGUGCCGGUCCUUGUCGUGGACGAGAGCGUCGUGUGCCCCUGGUACGACCCCGAGAGACACACGUUCGCGUGUCCGUACAAUCCCAACGAGCCGAGGCCUGUGCCGAGGGAUCUGUCGAAGAUUGCGUACAUGGGAGUUGGGUUCGGCCGCAAUGGACCGAAGGAAGGGAAGCCUAUCGCGCUGCCCAGUUUGAAUCCGUUCAUCAAUGUCGUUGAGGUGAACGGGGAGAAUGUGGCUGGGGUCGUGAGACAGGGCUACACGAUGUCGACUGAGGGCGUGCAACUAGGGCUCACGGCGGAGAACACACGCGGUUUCGUGUGGAAGGAUCUCGAGCCGGGCUUCACGCACGACAAGGACAGGAGGGACUGGGCGAUGGUCGGGAUGUGUUUUAGUCUCGACGAUAGGGGCAGGCAUUGCGGGCCUGCGCUGAUUGAUACUGGGGUCGCGCAGAUGUAUCUGAGGACUGGCGGUGGGCCGGACGGGGACAUUCCCACCGUGACGAUACCGAAUCCGAAUCCGAAUGGAUAUGCGGAAUUCGUUCAGAGGGUGAAGCCAGGAACGAAGAUUACGGUGGAGUUCCCGCGGGAGGACCAAGGGGGAGAUGAUGAAGAGCUGGAGCCGGUGGAGGAGUACUCGUUCAGAGUGGGCGAGGGAGCCACGCUGAUGGAGCCAGCGUACGUCGUCCCUGCGAAGCGUAUGUCGCCGGCGUUUGUGAACACGGGGAGAAACUUCUUGUACGGGUGUUCUGUAGCGUUCGAUGCGGAGGGAGGUCGAUUUGGAUUCCGGCGCGUCACGACGUCCUCCUCUUCCUUGUAGUAGCGAUGACGAAAGCGAUAUGAACGACAGAAAUGAAAUGAAGAUAUAUCUUGGGUAUCAUAACUCCCGCUAUCCUUCUCUUAUCAUCCACUCUCCCUCUUCCCUUCCCAUCAUUACCACUUAAACCUCUCACUCAUUUCCCCGUCACGCUCCUCAUAGGACUCCUAAACCCAUCCCUCAACUCCCUAUACUCCUCCACCGCCUUAACAAUACACCCAUGCGCCUGUUCGCCCUCCAAACCCGCGACCACAAUCGCGCCCACCACGCCCUCAACCCCCUUAACGAAAACCGGAUACCCGCC